Calypte anna (Anna's hummingbird) is the source of this 1988-nucleotide messenger RNA. RefSeq names its product methyltransferase like 8 (gene METTL8). The transcript is spliced from 12 exons. Bases 340 to 1581 code for a protein of 413 amino acids. Lineage: Eukaryota; Metazoa; Chordata; Aves; Apodiformes; Trochilidae. The record is from RefSeq and is a predicted model, not a curated record. Gene Ontology annotation, molecular function: tRNA (cytidine-N3)-methyltransferase activity.
CGCACCGCCACCGCCUGCCCCCCGCCGGGCACUGUAGUUUCCCGGGGCGGAGCUCAGCGGCGCUCCCGGACUACAUCUCCCGCCAUGCCCGGCAUCUGCUCCGUUUCGCGCUACGGCUUCUGCCCGGGUGCCGGCGCUCCCUGGGCGGUAGCGGGGCCGUUCCCCCGGUACGGACGCUGCUGCGCCGUUACCGCGGAUGAAACGCCGCUCGGAGAGGCCGCGGGGCAGGAGGAGGGGUGCUGCGCAGAGGUCGACCUGUGUCCCAAAAGUUGUAACCAUCAUCAAGCCCUUGCCAGCUGAGCAGCUGAACUCUGGAAGAACUCUUCCUUGCCAGCUCAAAUGCGGUCUCUGAACAAAAUGAAUUUCAUUAGAAGUCUUUCUGCUUUAUGUCUGAGGAAAAGCAAGAUGCAACAGAGGCACCGAAGUAGUAGCCGACCAGCUGUUCCACUUGGGUCACGAAUUUUAACUGAUCCUUCUAAGGUCUUUGAGCAUAACAUGUGGGACCACAUGCAGUGGUCACAAGAAGAAGAGGAAAAUGCCAAGGAAAAAGCAGCAGAAAACUCACUUGUGAAAGUCCAGUUGGAAAUCCAAGAUAAAUAUGAGAGAGAAGCCAGUAGAUACUGGAAUGAAUUUUACAAGACUCAUAAAAAUAACUUUUUCAAGGAUCGCAAUUGGCUAUUUCUGGAGUUUCCAGAAAUUCUUCCAGAAAAAAGGAGAGAAGAGUUGAAAACACAAGAAAGAUCUUCAGAACACACAAAAAUAAAUAGUACCAACAGCUUUUCAUGCAAAAAUGAAGUGCCUGAGAUGAAAAAUUAUGGAGGUGGUUCUGCUUCUGUACAAGGAUAUGUAUAUAAUAAAAAACAAGCAAAAUCUCCUACUGACAAUCCUCAGGGUAAAAACUGUGGAGAAGAACUUGGUGGGCUAGGAUCCUACCCUGGUUGUGAUGCUACUUACAGAAUUUUAGAGGUUGGUUGUGGUGCUGGAAACAGUGUCUUUCCUAUUUUGAAAGUUCUAUGCAAAACACCUGGAACCUUUCUAUACUGUUGUGAUUUUGCUUCAGGAGCAGUGGAGCUGGUAAAGUCACAUUCGUCCUACAAUUCAGCCUGGUGUUCUGCCUUUGUUCAUGAUGUGUGUGAUGAUGCUUUACCCUAUCCUUUUCCGGAUGAGAUCUUGGAUGUCGUUCUCCUUGUCUUUGUGCUCUCUACUAUUCAUCCUGACAGGAUGCAAGGGGUUGUAAAUAGGUUGGCUAAACUACUGAAACCUGGAGGAAUGUUAUUAUUUCGAGACUAUGGAAGAUACGAUACAACUCAACUUCGUUUUAAAAAAGGUCAUUGCUUGUCUGAAAAUUUUUAUGUACGAGGAGAUGGAACCAGAGUGUAUUUCUUUACCAAAGAUGAGGUAUGGAACAUGUUCAACUUGGCUGGAUUAACUGAAGUACAGAAUUUAGUUGAUCGGCGAUUACAAGUAAACAGGAAGAAAAAAGUGAAAAUGCAUCGAGUUUGGAUACAAAGCAAGUUCCAAAAACCAUUGCUGCUACCUCUGAAUAAUACUGAAGAAGCUACCGAAAGGCACCCGUCAUAGAUAAUUGUGCCAGGAACUCCAGAAACUGAAGCAAAUUUGGCAAAACCAAGGCAAGUGCUGUGCCACUGAACCUGAAGAGGAUAACCAAAAUUCAGGGUGGAUGGGAAGACAGCAGGAAUUCCUGCUACACUGGGGAAAAGUUUCUUGUAUUGAGAACUCCUGUGUUUCUGUUUUGUCUUUUGCUUGUGACUGGUCUAAUCUGCAGAUUCUCCUCUUUAAUAAUGACUAAAAAUUUGUAACCAACCAUCCUGAAAUUUAUAUUAAACACCAGUGGAAAUCACUUAAUUUUGCUGCUUCAUUUUGAUUUGUGAUGUGAUCUUCAUUCACUAUUUGGGUGUGCUCUUUGAUGUGUUGACAUAUGCCUCAUUUCCCCUUUCUCCUGUGCAUAGCAGACAAUUAAGCAGUUU